Messenger RNA from Bubalus bubalis (water buffalo), 1233 nucleotides. RefSeq names its product potassium inwardly rectifying channel subfamily J member 13 (gene KCNJ13). The transcript has 3 exons. Lineage: Eukaryota; Metazoa; Chordata; Mammalia; Artiodactyla; Bovidae. The record is from RefSeq and is a predicted model, not a curated record. The coding region runs from base 151 to 1233 and encodes 360 amino acids. Gene Ontology annotation, molecular function: inward rectifier potassium channel activity. Gene Ontology annotation, cellular component: plasma membrane. Gene Ontology annotation, biological process: potassium ion import across plasma membrane; regulation of monoatomic ion transmembrane transport.
GUGAACUGUAAACCCAGUCCAAGAAGAGAACCUACAAACUGGACUUGUAGAUUAAAAUUACCUUAUCAAAAAGACAGACUGAAAGUUUCCUCAAGACCUGCCUCUGUACAUAGGCUGACCCAGCAAAAGAACUGAGCAUUACAGCCUGAGAUGGAUGGCAGUCACUGCAAAGUUAUUGCUCCUCUCCUGACUCAGAGACACCAGAGGAUGGUUACCAAGGAUGGUCACAGCACGCUUCAAAUGGAUGGCGCUCAAACAGGCCUUGCGUAUCUUCGAGACGCUUGGGGAAUCCUAAUGGACAUGCGCUGGCGCUGGAUGAUGCUGGUUUUCUCCGCCUCUUUUGUUAUCCACUGGCUUGUCUUUGCAGUGCUCUGGUAUGUUCUAGCUGAGAUGAAUGGUGACCUGGGACUAGAUCAUGACGCCCCACCUGAAAACCACACUAUCUGCGUCAAGUACAUCACCAGUUUCACAGCAGCAUUCUCCUUCUCCCUGGAGACACAGCUCACAAUUGGUUACGGCACCAUGUUCCCCAGUGGUGACUGUCCAAGUGCAAUCGCCCUCCUUGCCAUACAAAUGCUGCUAGGCCUCAUGCUAGAGGCUUUUAUCACAGGUGCCUUUGUGGCGAAGAUUGCCCGGCCAAAAAAUCGAGCUUUCUCAAUUCGCUUUACUGACUUAGCAGUAGUAGCUCACAUAGAUGGCAAACCUAAUCUCAUUUUCCAAGUGGCCAACACUCGACCUAGCCCUCUAACCAAUGUUCGGGUCUCAGCUGUGCUCUAUCAGGAACGAGAGAACGGCAAACUCGACCAGACCAGUGUGGACUUUCACCUUGAUGGCAUCAGUUCUGAGGAGUGUCCAUUCUUUAUCUUUCCACUCACCUACUACCACUCUAUUAUACCAUCAAGUCCUCUGGCUACUCUGCUCCAGCAUGAAAAUCCUCCCCACUUUGAAUUAGUUGUGUUCCUUUCAGCAAUGCAGGAAGGCACUGGAGAAACGUGCCAGAGGAGGACAUCCUACCUGCCCUCCGAGAUCAUAUUGCAUCACUGUUUUGCAUCUCUGUUGGCCCGAGGCUCCAAAGGUGAAUAUCAAAUCAAGAUGGAGAAUUUUGACAAGACUAUUCCUGAAUUUCAAACUCCUCUGGUCUCCAAGAGCCCAAACAGGACUGACCUGGAUAUCCACAUCAACGGACAAAGCAUUGACAAUUUUCAGAUCUCUGAAACAGGACUGAUAGAGUAA